AUGCGGUUAUUGUGUUAUUUUUUAGUUUUACCACUGGUUGUAGCCCAAGUGGUUUUUGGAAAUUGGAACUUAGGAGAUGAUCAACAAUGUCACAAAUGGAGUUGUUUAAGCACGAAACUGAACAUAAACGCCUUAUCUAUUACCGAAUUAACUAAUAAAUUGCAAAAACUUCUACCCGAUGAUUGGAAAUCUCUUGUUACUUCAGCAGUCAUUCAAUGCUAUGUCGUACCUAAAGAUUUCAUGGAUACUUGUCCUGGACAAGGCUUUUUACAUUGUUUUGUGUCACAACUAAAUAAGAACUGUCCAGAACAUCAUUUGAGGGAUGACAUAUUGUGUGGGCCACAAGGACCGAGGACGACUGAUUCAGCGAAUUCCACCUUCAUGUUUAAAGAAGUUCGAAUCAUGGGCAAUGAAAAUGUAAAAAUAGGAUAUCGCCCAGUAAUAGUAUCUUUUAAAAGAUGCUGUGAACUACCACAGAUGUUCAACAACACUAUACUUAGUGAAUGCGGAUUUGAAGGGAUGGUCGAUUACAAAUUGACUCCAAUUUCAAUACCUCUAAUACCUUACUUUAUACAUACUACAACAAAGAAAACCUCUACAACGACAAACUUUGGAGAUCAGCUAAAUGUAGAAGGUGAAGGGAUCGAUAAUGAUGAUGAUUAUUUGGAUCCAUUAGAAUGUUGUAACCUAGACGAAUUCAUUCAACCGACAUGGAGAUCGGAAUGUGACUUUAAAGUGAAAUGGGAUAACAAAAAUAGACUAACUAUAGUGAAUGAGAGUGAACCGGUCACUACCACUACCACCAUUGCGCCUUCGCUCAGAAACAAAGAUGUCAAAAUCGUACCUAUUUCGUGUGACCAGCAAAAUUGUAUAUUUACUAAACUGAAUAUAGUAUCUGAUGGAACAGUUGAUAAAGUCGCGUUUGUUAGAUUAUUGGAUAACAUGACGAAAAAAUAUACACAAUGGGAGAGGGCUAAAGCGAAAGUGGUGACACAGUGCUUGAAUAAACCUCUCAUAGGAUAUGAAGAAGAUUGUGAAAUAAAUAAGAUAUUGGCUUGUACAUUCGAUAUUCUUACUGAGAACUGUCCCGACACUAACGAUAAUGACCCAUGCAAACAUUCUACUUCAGUAGCAGAAGGUUUAAUUUGCCAAAUAAGUUCAUCUAUGUACAGACCAAGACAUCGACGUCAAUUCUGUAGUCUACCCGAUUUAAUAAAUAAAGAGAUUUGUUCAGAAUGUGGAGUCAAUUUGAUCUAUAAAUUGGUUUACGUUACCGUUCCACAGGUUAAAUCAAGCAAAUGGACUCCAGUUACAAAUUGUAAAGACCUAACAGAGCAAACGACAUGUCUCUUUCAUCGAAUGAAUGUUUUAAACAAAUAUGGAUUCGUCGAUCAUUUCAAAAUGCACGACAGGAUCAAGUCAUACACCGAAAAUUAUCCUCCAAAUUUGCAGAGACUGAACGAAGACGCAUUAAAUUCCGAUGUACUUUAUCCGCAUCACUGUAGUUCCACUAAGAAACUGCUAAGUGUUAUCGACACUAUGAUAAUGACGUGUAUUCCAUCACGACAAAACAAUAAUGAAAAAUGUCAACGGCUAAUGAACAUAAUGCAAGUUCCUACAGACACAAGCAGUCAUCUACAAAUAGAUCCAAAUAUGAUUUUACGUACACCAUUAAAUAAACCUAAAACCUCUGUAAAAGAUUCUGUAAAACCUUUACAAAAACAACGAAAUAAGCCUUUUGUGUCAGAAUAUAAGAACAAUCCGUUGUAUAAUUUUGGUAUAUUAGGUAAAAAUUACGAGCCUUCAGUGGAAAUAAUUGACUUGAAAAAAGAGAAAGAAAGGACGUUAGUAUUAUUGCCAGUGUAUGAACGAUUAAAAAAAUCUCCAAAUUCGAUU
This is a messenger RNA of Brenthis ino (lesser marbled fritillary), 1896 nucleotides long. NCBI's taxonomy places the organism in Eukaryota, Metazoa, Arthropoda, Insecta, Lepidoptera, Nymphalidae. The record is from the annotation of a GenBank genome assembly.